Molecule: messenger RNA, 2723 nt
Organism: Oryza brachyantha (malo sina)
Lineage: Eukaryota; Viridiplantae; Streptophyta; Magnoliopsida; Poales; Poaceae
Product: subtilisin-like protease SBT2.5
Exons: 8
Coding region: 72-2507 (811 amino acids)
Biological process (GO): proteolysis
Molecular function (GO): serine-type endopeptidase activity
Source: RefSeq, a predicted model, not a curated record
GCACUUAUAAAGACAUACCUUCAGGCAUGUAGGUUUCAGACUUCAUACACUCAUUCAGUGACGGUGUUUUCAUGGCUUGUUUCAAGCCAUGUCUAGCAUUCUUUUCUGUCCUUACUUUUCUGAUCAUAAAUGGUGGUCCAUCACAUGUAUUUGCAAAGGUUUUUAUGGUUGUGAUGGAGGAUGACGCAGUCAUUUCCCCCAAAUCAAGCCAGGAGAAAGUAAUGAGAGGUGAGGAAGCUCAGAAGUACAAGAAAAUGACCACAACGAAGCAUGAUAUCUUCCUGGACUCAUUACUCCCAGUUGGAUCUUAUAAGAAGCUAUACAGCUACACCCACCUUCUCAAUGGCUUUGCUGUCCAUGCAGAAUCUGAAGAGACAAUUAAAAUUCUUAGGAAUGCAAAAGGAGUUAGACUCAUCCAAGAAGACAUAAAAAUGGCCAAGACAACAACAUACACUCCGAGGUACAUUGGAGCUAAUGGAGUUUGGCCGCUUCUUGGUGGCGCCGAGAAGUCUGGUGAUGGAGUAGUCAUUGGCAUGGUAGAUACUGGCAUUGACCCUAGUAACCCAAGCUUUUUAAGCACAUCUAGCCAAGCAAAGCCACCGCUUGUCAGUUUCAAAGGAACAUGUCAAACUGGCAAUAGAUUUCCUCCGGAUUCAUGCAAUGGUAAGAUUGUUGGAGCAAGGUGGUUUGCACGUGCUGGUCAAGCAACUGGAGAGUUCAAUGCUACAGUGCACUAUGCAUCUCCUUAUGAUCCUGAUGGCCAUGGAAGCCACACAGCGUCAAUUGCAGCUGGCAAUUUUCAUACACCAGCAAUAUCUAGAGGCUACAAUUUUGGGCAAGCAAGCGGCAUAGCACCAGGAGCUCAUCUUGCAAUCUACAAAGCUGCCUAUUCUUUUGGCGGAUACAUGUCAGAUGUUAUAGCUGCAGUGGACCAGGCUGUAGAAGAUGGCGUUGAUAUUAUCAGUCUCUCACUGGCACCAACUUCUGUUACAUCUGGGCCAGCAUCGUUUCUCAAUUUGCUUGAGACACAACUGCUCCUUGCCACCAAGGCUGGGAUCUCAGUUGUUCAAGCGGUUGGUAAUGGAGGCCCUGAUGCAAAUUCAAUAGUUUCUUUCAGUCCAUGGAUAACAAGUGUUGGGGCAUCCACAACUGACAGGAAAUACAACAAAUCCAUUAUAACUGGAAAUGGACAAGUCUUCUCUUGUGGCGGCCUUUCCCCAUCGACACCAGGUGAAACUAUGUACCCUCUAGCAUUGGCUGAUGAUGUGAGCAACGGGAGUUCGACUGAUGGAUCUUCCAAUUGCCAAGAUCCAAAUGUCUUCAUAAGAUCACUUGUCGAGGGGAAGGUGAUUAUCUGCAUGUUUCCAUCGUCAAACUUCGUCUAUGAAGACGACUUCCUUGCUGGCAUUGUCGACACGAUUCAGAAAAUUGGUGCUGCUGGUGUUAUCUUCACUGACCGUGAUUCAGGCUAUGUCGACGUCGAAUAUCAGCCCACAUUUCCGACAACAAUCCCUUCAGCCAUGGUUCUGAAGGGUGCUGAUGCACAGGCUCUACUGCAGUACUACGAGAACAACUUGGCUCGAGACGCGGAUGGAAGUGUCACCGCGUUUGGCGCGACCGUCCGAAUUCUGGAGGGACGGCGCGCAAGCUACAGCAAGGAAGCGCCCGUCGUCGCUGACUACUCGUCGAGGGGCCCGGACGUGGACAACUUGCAGAUGCAGCCGGCGGACGUCCUGAAGCCGAACGUCAUGGCGCCGGGCCAUCACAUCUGGGGAGCCUGGAGCCCGACAAGCGACGCCAUGGUCGAGUUCCGUGGUGAAAGCUACGCGUUGCUUUCCGGCACAAGCAUGGCCACCCCGCACGUCGCCGGGGUGGUGGCGCUGAUCAGGCAGAGGCACCCCAAGUGGAGCCCCGCCAUGGUCAUGUCGGCGAUCAUGACGACCGCCGACGUCACCGACCGUUCCGGGAGGCCCCUGAUGGCGCGGCGUGACUCGGGCGACCUCGAGCGCGCGACGCCGUUCGACAUGGGCGCGGGGGCCAUCAACGCGGCGCGCGCCGUGGACCCAGGCCUGGUGUUCGACGCCGGGUACAGGGACUACCUGCAGUUCCUGUGCGCCGUGCCUGGCGUGGACGACGCCGCGAUACGGCGCGCGGUGGGCGCGCCCUGCCCGUCGUCGCGGGCGCGGUGGUGCUCGGACCUGAACACGCCGAGCGUGACGGUGGCCAGCCUCGUGGGGUCGCGGCGGGUGGACCGGCGGAUGACGAGCGUGGGCGCGGAGAACGAGACGUACAUGGCGUACGUGCAGGCGCCCGGCGGCGUGGCGGUGCGCGUGUCGCCGGAGGUGUUCACUGUCGCCCCAGGCGCGACGGCCACGCUGAGGGUCGUGCUCAACACCACCGCGCCGGGCAACGCCUUCAGCUUCGGCGAGGUGGUUCUCAAGGGCGACAAGAAGCACACCGUCAGGAUCCCCCUCGCCGUCUACCCCGCCGCAGUGUUGGCCCCGUGACGUAUACAAAUACAAAUAUAUACGUACACGUAUUCGUGUGAAUACGAUACGUACGGUUUCUAGACCUUACAAUGCUGAUCCGACGGUUUCGUCAGGUCGAAGCUUGGAUCGCUAGUCGCUACCAAUCAUGUACCAUGCAAACGGGAAAUCUUAAAUGACAGGUUUCCCGUGUAAAAUUCUCCAAUUGUCAAACUACUCUCCAUCUAGUAGGCCGUC